Molecule: messenger RNA, 710 nt
Organism: Elaeis guineensis (African oil palm)
Lineage: Eukaryota; Viridiplantae; Streptophyta; Magnoliopsida; Arecales; Arecaceae
Product: early nodulin-93
Source: RefSeq, a predicted model, not a curated record
AAUUUGGAGGACUCCUACUACGGAAAACCGUCAGCUGCUGCUUUCUUCCCUUCCCCCAGGCUCCCCAGCUAUAAAGAAGCAUCCAUCUCCCCUCCUUUCCUCACAACCCCAAGCCUUCAACCACCCCCUUCCCCCAAAUUAGAGAUCGAUCUCAAGAAGAAGAAUGGGUUCCGUCUCUCGCUCUUCUUUGGAUCAGAAGCUGGCCAUGGCAAAGCGCUGCUCCCACGAGGGAGUUGUCGCGGGAGCAAAGGCGGCCGUGGUUGCAACUGUUGCCUCGGCCAUUCCUACUUUGGCUAGCGUUAGGAUGAUCCCAUGGGCGAGGUCCUUCCUUAAUCCCGCAGCUCAGGCCCUCAUCGUUUCAUCAGCGGCGGGGGCGGCGUACUUCAUAGUUGCGGACAAGACGGUGUUGGCUGCAGCAAGGAAAAACUCGUUCAAGGAUGCUUACCAGGCUGACAUCAAGGCUUGAGAGUCCGACAUGAUAGCUAGCUACUUCUACAUCUUGAUGCAGAUCUCCGUUCUUGUAUGAGAAAUGCUGUGUGUAAAAAGUUAUCGGCUGGAAGCUUUUACCUUAUAAUCAUCUUCCUACCAAAAUCGUAGAUAAUAUUUCCCUUUCUCAUGAGGAGUACUUUUCACGAGAAACCUGUUGUUGAUCAAGGAUUUUGGAUCUUUCUGUAUAUGCAAAUCGUACAACUACGAAUAUUAAUCGUGCA